Molecule: messenger RNA, 4945 nt
Organism: Punica granatum (pomegranate)
Lineage: Eukaryota; Viridiplantae; Streptophyta; Magnoliopsida; Myrtales; Lythraceae
Source: RefSeq, a predicted model, not a curated record
CGGACAUAACAGUAGCAACAGCUCCGGCCUUCCGAGUAUCGGAGUCUGCAGAGAACUGUAGGAAGCAAAUCGAAGACGACCACGUUCCUUCAGAUUAAACCUUAAAACUCUAAGCUCGUCCGAGGUAGAGUGUGUGGUCUACUUGCAGAGAGAAGGUGAAGAAGAGAGAUGGAAGUGGAACUGGAGCCUAGAGUGAAGCCACUGGGCUACAAGGUGAAGGCCGCUUCGAGGGAGUCCCCACCGACCCAGAAGGCGGCUCAAAUCCUCGAGCUCGACCUCCGCUCCCACUGGUCCACCGGUACCAACACAAAGGAGUGGAUCUUGUUAGAGCUCGACGAGCCUUGUCUUUUAUCACAUAUAAGGAUCUAUAAUAAGUCUGUACUGGAGUGGGAGAUUGCAGUUGGCUUGCGGUUCAAGCCGGAGACAUUCACAAGAGUUCGGCCUCGCUGUGAAGCACCACGGCGGGAAGUGAUGUACCAGAUGAAUUACACACCAUGUCGCUAUGUUCGCAUAUCUUGUUUGAGGGGAAACCCAAUAGCAAUAUUUUUUAUUCAGUUGAUUGGAGUUCCUGUGGUUGGUCUUGAGCCGGAAUUUCAACCUGUUGUCAGUCAUUUAUUGCCCCAAAUUGUAGCUCACAAGCAAGAUAUUCAUGACAUGCAUCUUCAGUUGCUUCAAGACAUGACAAACAAGUUGGUUGUUUUCCUCCCACAACUUGAGGUGGAUCUAGCCAGUUUUACUGAUGAUGCCGAGGGGAACCUGCGGUUCCUUGCCAUGAUUGCUGGACCAUUUUAUCCUAUAUUAUACAUUGUAAAUGAAAGAGAAACCACAAGGUCCUUAUCCAUCAUGCCGGAGUCUGAUGUUUCUAAGAGCCCCCAACCAUCAGCAUUGACCGUCUCUUCGAAUUUUGAGCCUCGGAGAUCCCGCAGCACAUCACCCUUGUUAGCAGCAUCAAGUUCAACGGCUUUCCGCCCAGAUGCAGUUUUCACUCUUCUCAGAAAGGCUUAUAAGGAUGCUGAUCUUGGAGUAAUUUGCAAAAUGGCUUCUAGACUGCUGCAGCAGCUAACUGAGCCUGCUGUUGGGCAACAAACUUGUGUUCCCACCACCAGGGAGACAUCUAUGCAGGAUGAGACAGUAGAACCUGUUUUAAUGAAUCCUUUCCCAUUAGUAGAUUACUCAAGCUUGUUUGGGGAAGAAUUCCACAUGCCGGAUGAUGAAUGGGACAUUAACUAUUUCAACAUUUUGGAUUUACGGGCAGUGGAAGAAGGGAUCUUGCAUGUUCUUUAUGCUUGUGCGUCUCAGCCAACGCUUUGCUGCAAAUUGGCGGAGAAUUCUUCUCAGUUUUGGUCCGCACUGCCAAUUGUACAAGCAUUGUUACCAGCACUUCGUCCCUCGGGAAGCAGUCUUGAUCAUUUUGAUGAAAGUUUUUCUGCAUGGAGGCAACCCUUUAUCCAACAAGCCCUGUCUCAGAUUGUCAUGACAACAUCUUCAUCAGUGUACCGUCCACUUCUUCACGCCACUGCUGGAUAUCUAUCAUCGUUUUCCCCAUCACAUGUCAAAGCCGCUUGCGUGUUGAUUGAUCUUUGUUCAAGUGUUUUAGCCCCUUGGGUGCCCCAAAUGAUUGCCAAGGUUGAUCUCGCUGUGGAGCUCCUGGAGGACCUUUUGAGCAUUGUUCAGGGUGCCUCUCAUUCUCUCCCACAUGCACGUGCUGCUCUUAAAUAUAUUCUGCUUGCUCUGUCUGGGCACAUGGAUGAUUUGCUAGGGAAAUACAAGGAGGUUAAGCGCAGAAUUCUCUUUUUGAUUGAAAUGCUGGAGCCUUUCCUGGAUCCUGCCAUAACAAAAUUCAAAAGUUCAAUAGCUUUUGGAGAUGUGAGCUCUGAGUUUUCUGAAAAGAAGGAACACAAUUGUGAGAUUGCACUAAAUGUUAUUCGUACAGCUAUAAGGAAGUCAGCUGUACUACCUUCUCUGGAAUACGAGUGGCGGAGUGGAUCAGUUACUCCUAGGGUUCUUCUUUCUAUAUUGGAACCUCACUUGCAGUUACCUCCAGAAAUUGACCUUCGCAAGUCUUCUGCCUCCGAGAUGAUUCAACAGGUGUCCUCUUCUUCAUUAUCUUUUCCUUCUGCUGGACAUGGCAGUGCUUCUUCAAGAACAAAUGGCGAAGAAGAACCAGAUGGAAAGAUUGACAUGUCUGAUGCAGUUGUCAAGAUGGAGACUUUCGAAGAUGGGAGUUCAUUUUUUGCUUCUCCUGAAUUAAAGAGCAUAUCGCUGACAGUUCUAUCUAGCACUCAAGAAGAAAGCAGUCUGGAUGCUAAGUUGGUUGGUGUGAGCACCAAACAAAAUCAUGAGGCUGAGAAAAGCUUUACUGACCACCUUCAGAGCAAUUUAGUUUUAGAUGAUGGUUUUGCAGCAGAAUAUUUUAACUUGCAAGAAGAUUAUUAUCGACUUGCUAACUAUGGGGAAUGUGAGGUCAGGGCCACCGAGUUUCAGCGUUUGGCCUCAGAUUUACACUCACAGCAGGAAAUCUCUGUUGAGAGUCAUGAUGCUGCUGUAGAUGCUCUGCUUUUGGCUGCAGAGUGCUACAUCAAUCCGUUCUUCAUGAUGUCCUCAAAGGCCAGCGGGAAAGUUUUGAGUCACAGGGAUAUGGGCAGAAUCAAGGUUGACAAAUCUAAUGAUGUUUUAGUAUCAAAGAAGUUUGCUGGCAAUUCAAGUAACUUGGAAAGUAUAGCUCGUCUUGAGAAGAAAAGGGACAAGGUAGUGCUACAGUUACUUCUUGAGGCUGCUGAAUUGGACAGAAACUAUUGGGAGAUGUCAGGUGGAGAACUCAGGACUUACUAUUCGGAAUUAUCUGAUGGAGGAGUUAUUAAGUUAUCUCCAGGUGACGUACAAACUGCAGAUGCGAUCACCUUGGUUAGACAAAACCAGUCCCUGCUAUGUAAAUUUCUGAUACGGCAACUGCAAAGGGAGCGAAAUUCGAUGCAUGAAGUACUGAUGCAGAGUCUCCUAUUCCUGUUGGAGUGGGCCACCACAUUAAGCUGUGACCCCGGUGAUGUGAUUGAUAUAAUGUUAAGCUCCGGUGACUGCUUAAAUAGAGUGGUCGUGUCCCACUAUCAUCAUUCCAAGGAAGGGAAUUCGCAAAGCCCUGGCCAACUCCAUCAGGUGCGAAGGCAUUGGAUAUUGCUUCAGAAAUUGAUAAUAGCAUCAAGUGGAAGUGACCAACAUUCAGAGUUUAAAAUUAGUCGUACUAGUGAUUUUCGCUAUGGCGCUUUGAUACCAUUUUCAGCUUGGAUAGAAAAAAUACCCUCAUUCUCUGGUUCUGCUUCCCCCCUUGUCCGAUUUCUUGGAUGGAUGGCUGUAUCACGUAAUGCAAGGCGAUAUAUAAAGGAUCAAACUUUUCUCACUUCAGAGCUGUCACAGUUGACAUGCUUAUUGUCCAUUUUUGCUGAUGAUCUCUCAAUGGUAGAUAAACUUGUUAACCGGAAAGAGGAUGAUACAAACGUUGAUGAUUCUCAUAUAACCCAAGCAAGCACAUUGACUAAAGGGCAUGAAGGUGAUGGACAAAGUGGAUACCGGUCCUUCAAUAUCAUCUAUCCUGAUCUUUGUAGAUUUUUUCCGAAUAUGAAAAAGCAAUUUGAAUUGUUUGGAGAAACCAUCCUGGAUGCUGUUGCCUUGCAACUGAAGUCUUUUCCAUCAACUGUCCUUCCAGAUAUUUUGUGCUGGUUCUCUGAGUCAUGUUUGUCACCAUUUCUGUGGAAGGACACUAGCAUUUCUCCGACUAGUUCUGACCGUUUGAAGAGUUGUGCGGGAAAAAAUGCAAAGGCAAUUAUCCUGUAUGUACUCGAAGCCAUCGUGGUUGAGCACAUGGAAGCAAUGGUGCAUGAAAUUCCUAGAUUGGUACACGUGCUGGUUUCACUUUGCAGAGCACCAUACUGUGACGUGUCAUUUCUUGGUUCGGUCCUGCUGCUGUUGAAUCCAAUAAUUUCAUAUUCCAUGCAAAAGUUCUCCGAUGAGGUUUUGCUGGCUGAUGAAUUAUGUCUGAAUUUUGAGUCUCUAUGCUUUAAUGAGCUCUUUAGUGAACUCGCAGAGAAAGAUGGUAGUGGUGUUUCUUCUGGUAAAUUAUGCAGAAGACCUCUGAUUAUAUUUGUGUUGGCUUCUGUGUUACCUGAUCUAUCAUUUCAGCAUCGAAGAGAGACGUUGCAGUCUUUGCUUGCGUGGUCUGACUUUACUGUUUCAGAACCAACUUCUAGUUUCCAUGACUACCUUUGUGCUUUUCAGUGUUUGUUGGACAGCUGCAAACUUCUGUUGUUUCAAACUUUGAGUAAGUUUGGGGCAAUUCCACUUCAGUUGUCAAACCAUUCUGGUAGUGGGACCACUUUAUCCUAUGAUGGCAGCUCAAAAUCAGAUGCAUGGUUUCUCAAUGACAUACUAUCUGCGCAACUUCCAACUGAAGGUGCUGAAAAGACUGCUGCUGAUGCCGUCAUCCUAGUUAAGAAGAUCAAUAGUUUGUCUAUGGAAGAGAUAAAGGAGUUCACUGAACACUUGGAGCGCCUACUUGAGAAACUCUAUCCAACGCUAGAGCACUGUUGGACGCUUCAUCAUCAAUUUACAAAGAAGCUGGUUAUCACAGCAGCAGAGUGCUUCAUAUUUUCAAGGUGUUUAUCUUCACUUAUGGAAAAUUUUCAUCACGGUGAAGGUGUGGUUGGUGAAUAUCUUGAAGCAGUCAAUUCAGUUGAUCAACUUUUAGAGCAUUGGCGGUUGCCGUUCAGGGUGUUGCUGACAUUCUUCCAAGGAUUUUACAAAGCUAUUGCUGGGUUGUUUCGUCUUUGAUGCUUGAUUGCCUACUUGCAGUUCCAACGGGAUUUCCCCUGAAUGUAAUCAUUGGGACCAUAUGUUCGGCAAUCACGAGUUUUUCCAGCUCUGCUCCAAAAAUUUCUUGGCGGUUACAAACUGA